This is a messenger RNA of Merops nubicus (carmine bee-eater), 743 nucleotides long. RefSeq names its product family with sequence similarity 110, member C (gene FAM110C). The record is from RefSeq and is a predicted model, not a curated record. Gene Ontology annotation, biological process: positive regulation of cell migration; regulation of cell projection assembly. Gene Ontology annotation, molecular function: alpha-tubulin binding. NCBI's taxonomy places the organism in Eukaryota, Metazoa, Chordata, Aves, Coraciiformes, Meropidae. Gene Ontology annotation, cellular component: cell cortex.
GUGCAGCACGGGCCCCCAUCGCCAGGCGCGGCACCCCCAAGAGGCAGGUGCGGCCAGAUUCCCUGGUGAUUUACCGUCAGAAAUGCGAGUUUGGGAGAGGUCAAAGCCAGGAUGGCUCACGGGCGAGCUUGGUGAGGAGAAUCUUCCAGGGGUCCGUGAAGGAGAAGCAGUUGGCUUCCCCUGUGAUGCCCAGAGUCAUGGAGGACACCACAGGCACUGAAAGCAAUGAGCUUUUCUCAGCAAAAGACAGUGACCGUGAGCCGAGCAACCAUGGAGCAGAGCACACCGUCGAGGUGAGUGUUGAAGCCCCAGAGGCAUGUUCGAGAGAGCAUGACAGACCCUCAAAACUGAGUAUACCUCCUGAAGAGGUCAAGGAGGUGAAGAGGAGAGGUCUCCAUCGCUCCCAGUCGGACAUCAGCUCUCGCUACUCCAAGUCCUUCUCCGAGUUUGAUACAUUUUUCAAGUACUGUGGCCUGGAGCAGGAAGUCAUCGAGGAUCUCGGGAGAGAGAACUUCUCCAUAGUGUCCGACAACAUCUCCUUCAAGAUCCGCAGCAUCAGUGUGGCAACGUCUGAAAGCGACUUCACGAGGCACAGCGGGGACGAGGGGCUGCUGGAGGACGAACUCACGGAGCAGGUCCCCAGCAGCACCUCUGUGAUUGAGCGCAACGCUCGCAUCAUCAAAUGGCUGUACACGUGUAAGAAAGCCAAGGAGAGUAACAAGGUGAUCCAGGAGCUGGCGUGA